Messenger RNA from Camellia sinensis, 465 nucleotides. RefSeq lists its product as uncharacterized. Lineage: Eukaryota; Viridiplantae; Streptophyta; Magnoliopsida; Ericales; Theaceae. The record is from RefSeq and is a predicted model, not a curated record.
AUGGGCAUAACUGAGGCCGCUGAUAGAACAACUUUGGCAGUAUUCAAGCUUGACGAGGAGGCUAACCAUUGGUGGGAGUUAAUCAAGAAUACUCGUGACGUGGCGAGCCUAUCAUGGAACCAGUUCAGGGAACUGUUCCUAAAUAAAUAUUUCCCAAGUACGGUCCGUCGAGAACGAGUCAAGGAAUUCCAAAACCUGGAACAAGGAAAUAUGACCGUGACCCAGUAUGCUGCAAAAUUUGAAGAGUUAGCCCAUUACGCAACUAGAUAUGUAGCAAAUGAUGAGGAGAAAGCAAGGAUGUUCGAGUGGGGGUUGGACCUUACAAUCAGGGGAAGAGUUCUUCUACAACGACUCCCCUUAUAUGCCGAGGUGUUGGAAACGGUGUUAGAGUCUGAAAGGGAAGUAACCGACGCUAGAAAGGCUUGGAACAAGAGGAGGGGGAGUCAGACGUCUAUUGGACCUUAG